AUGGCUGUUGGUGUGACGCAGUAUCCGGAUGAUAUUGAUGAUGCCUUUGACGAUGUUACACUAGGAUGGGAGGAGCUGGAUGUUUUGGAUGAUGCGGGUGAUGAUCCAAAAGAUGUUGUCCACGGAGUUGAGGAGCUCAGUGAGAGAGUGCUGGAAGCCAGCGAUGACAACACUUGCGAGCUUGACGCUAAAGACAAAGACGUUGAAGAUGAGGACAGAAGUGAAGAGCUACUAGCAGACGAGAGUGUCAGAGAAAUACAGAGGUAUCGUUUGGGAAGUCCCACUCGAACUGAGUAUUUGAGACGUCAUCGAGGCUAG
Molecule: messenger RNA, 318 nt
Organism: Mollisia scopiformis
Lineage: Eukaryota; Fungi; Ascomycota; Leotiomycetes; Helotiales; Mollisiaceae
Exons: 2
Coding region: 1-318 (105 amino acids)
Source: RefSeq, a predicted model, not a curated record